AACUAUAUUAUCUAAAUGUACUUCCGGAACCAGGGCCGCUGAAAAAGUGGGUGGUAACGUUUCAGCUCUAUACGGAAACGGCCUCUUAAAUCAACUCUAACACAAAUUGAAAAAAACGUGUAAAAACAACAGCGGGUUGACACAGGUUGGGCUAUACCUGUUUCCCAGUGUGGUGAUGGAGAACUCUGAGGGAUCAGAGCAGAUGGGUAGGGAGCAGUCACAUGGCCAGCGCCGACAACAGUCUCGACUUCAACGAGAGGAGGCCUUCUACCACUUUGUCAACAACCUUAGUGAGGAGGACUACCGGUUGAUGAGAGACAACAGCCUCUUUGGAACUCCUGGUGAGAUAUCUGAAGAGGAGCUGUUGAGUCGUUUGCAGCAGGUCAAAGAGAGGAGCAGCGAGUCCAGAAAUGCAGAGAGUGCUGGACAAGAACAAGCAGAUGGUUCAAAUGGAGACUCAUCAUCUGCUGUCCAUCAUCAUGGGAGCCAGUCAUGGAGAGCAGUGAGCAGGACCAAUCUCAGUAGUGGAGACUUUCGCUUCAGCCUGGAGAUCAACGUCAGCCGCAACAUGUCCAGCCAGCAGGAGCCGACCGAGGACGGGGAGAGACUGGAAGAAGGAGUGGAGGAACCGGCGAGGCCGCAGACAGUGGCGGAACGUGAGAGUAGGGUUGCAGUGAGGGAAAUGCUGGCAGAGACGUCAGAGGAGGAGGUGGCUGUUGUUGUGGUACCUGAGCCAGAGCCCUUGAGACCAAAUACCCCCCCUGUAAUCAGCCCCAUUCGUCUUGAGGUUCAAAACUUGGUGCCUUCUGACUCCCCUUCCAGGGGGCCACGACGCAGGGCCUCUAGGAUGGCCAGGAGCCACAGCCCAGAACAGGGCCGGACUAGGCCUCGCCCCGAGAGGAGCCGCUCCCCCUUCCGUUGGGACCCCCUCCCACAGGCGCAAGAGGAGGGCAGCUCCAGAACCCGGCAGAGUGUGACAGAGCGAGAGGCCCUGCCGGACAGGGUAGCGCCGGAACAGCAGGAGGCGGAGGACUCGGGGGCGGGCGCCUGGCGGCCCCCCACCAUCAGGCUGAACCUCCGAGUGCGGCAAGCAAGACCCGGGGAGCCCCAGGACAGCGUCGGCAGCCGCACCGGCCCGCAGCCCCAGGCACCCAGCGAAACCGUCCAGUAUGAGAGCGAGCGCUCGGGGUUCCACCGAACCUUUUCUCGCUCGGAGCAGGCCGGGAUCCGCACCUACGUCAGCACCAUACGCAUCCCCGUGCAGCGUUUGGCCGACUCGGGGCUGAGCGAGGCCACGUCCUCCGCCCUGCGGAUUGUCAUCCGCCAGAUCAUGACAGGCUUCGGGGAGCUCAGCUCGCUCACGGACUCCGACUCUCACGACUCCUCCAACUCCAGCCAAGAACCUGGCCGGUCAGCCGCGGAGGAGGUGCCCCGCCGUCCUGCCGCUGUCGGCGCCAUCCCUUUUGCCCGCGGUCCAUACCCAGGCGUCCCGCUACCAGAGGAGAGGGGCGGGGGAGCUGCGGAAGACUCCGGGGAGGGCCGGGCGGAGCCAGGUACCCUGCCCUUCCUCCGGCUGGCGCACUUCUUCCUGCUCAACGACGAGGACGAGGACCAGCCGCACGGCCUCACCAAAGAGCAGAUCGACAACCUCUCCACGCGGAGCUUCCGCUUCGGGGAGAGCGGCAGCCUGCAGACCUGCAGCGUGUGCAUCACCGACUACGCGGAGGGACACAAACUGCGGCAGCUGCCCUGCUCUCACGAGUACCACGUCCACUGCAUUGACCGCUGGCUCUCCGAGAACUCCACCUGCCCCAUCUGCCGCCACGCAGUCCUAGCAUCCGCCAACAGAGAAAGUGCGGUGUAGGCAAUGCAGGCCUGGGCCGUACAGCAGAACGCAGCAUCUGAUUUGCACCUCUGAGCAGAGGAGCUUUUGACAACGAGCAUGUCUUUCUCAACUCGCGGCCAGUGGGGCGGGACUGUAUAGGCAGUGAUGCAUAUUUUGAAGUGAUAAAAAUGUACAUAACACUACAACAACAUCGGCAUCAUUUUAACCUGUUUCACACCUCCUCAAAGUCCCAAUAACCUAGUGGCACUUACUACCAGUCAUUGUCCACUCUACCUGAGUGUUAAGAGUUCUGGAACUUAGCUCGUCUAUCUAUCCUGCCUGAGUAUUAGAGUUCAUCAACAACUUGGAUAAGUUAACCAAUUAAGAGAAACUGAAUGUCAUAACCCUCUGAACAUUUGUGUAAAUAUUAUAGGACAUUUAUGGACAAUACAAAAUGUUCUACCAUUGGGUUACUUUCUGUUUACCUGGAGUGUUUUAAUGCAUGUUGAGAAAGAAAUGAAGAAUAAUCCAGUUAUAUUCUUACUUAUCAAUAUUGAUAAAUAGGACAUCAGAAGCCUUGCACAAAAUAAAUUAAAAGUAAUACUUUAUUUAA
Anguilla rostrata (American eel) is the source of this 2438-nucleotide messenger RNA. RefSeq names its product E3 ubiquitin-protein ligase RLIM-like. The record is from RefSeq and is a predicted model, not a curated record. Gene Ontology annotation, molecular function: ubiquitin protein ligase activity. Gene Ontology annotation, cellular component: cytoplasm; nucleoplasm. Gene Ontology annotation, biological process: protein ubiquitination; ubiquitin-dependent protein catabolic process. Bases 176 to 1864 code for a protein of 562 amino acids. NCBI's taxonomy places the organism in Eukaryota, Metazoa, Chordata, Actinopteri, Anguilliformes, Anguillidae. The transcript is spliced from 4 exons.